GUGAGACGUCGAAUCUUCAGCAGCAGCAGCAGCAGCAGCGUCUCUCUGGAUCAGUUGAGUUUUUGUCGCCGGCUCUUUGACGUUAUAGCGGGAUUCCGGAGCUAACGCUAGCUGUUUCGAGCUAACCGGCAGCGGACGAUGAUAAAGUUUGUCGCCGAGCUGCUGCCGCUCGCUUCCGCCUGUCGAGCGUCGAGCUGGAACAUGUUAGCCGUGUUAGCUGCCCUGCUUGGUUAAGAGCUGCGUUUGUGGGUUAGUUUUUGUUUGUUUGUUUGUGUGUGUUUGUUUGUUUUGGCCCCGGCCGGCGGUGAUCGAUGGCUCGGCGGCGGCUGGACAGCCGCAGCGCGGCUCUGUUGUGCGACAUCCAGACGUCCAUCAGCACGGAGCCCAUGGAGACGCUUUAUGACGUCACUGGAGAGCUGGGCAGGGGAAAGUUUGCUGUGGUGAAGCGCUGCGUGGAGAAGAUCACAGGUAAAGUGUUUGCAGCCAAGUUCCUACGGAAGCGGCGGCGAGGUCGCGACUGCAGGGCAGAAGUCAUUCAUGAGAUGGCCGUCCUGGAGAUGGCACGCAACAACGCUCGUGUGGUCAAACUAUUCGCUGCUUACGAGACGGACCACGACAUUGUCUUGAUACUGGAAUAUGCCGCAGGUGGAGAGAUAUUUGACCAGUGUGUCUCUGAUGAACUGCUGCCAGAAGUCCACAUCACCCGUCUGAUCAGGCAAACCCUGGAAGGAGUUCACCACCUCCACCAGAGCAACCUGGUGCACUUAGACCUCAAGCCACAGAACAUUCUGCUGACCAGCCUCUCUCCUCCUGGAGACAUAAAGAUCGUAGACUUUGGUCUGGCACGUAGACUGGGCGCGGUUGGAGAGCUGAGAGAGAUUCUCGGCACACCUGAGUAUGUGGCUCCAGAAAUCCUAAAUUAUGAGCCCAUAACAACAGCAACAGACCUGUGGAGUGUGGGUGUGAUCGCCUACAUGCUGGUGACGGGCGAGUCUCCAUUUGCUGGAGCCGACAAGCAGGAGACGUAUCUUAACGUGUCCCAGGUCAACGUGGACUACACCAGGGACGCCUUCUCCAGGGUGUCGGAGCUGGCCAUCAAUUUCAUCCGCAAGCUGCUGGUCAAAGCGCCCGAGGACCGGCCCAGCGCCGCGGAGUGCCUGAGCCACCCGUGGCUGUGGCAGCUGCAGCUGUACCAGAGCCCAGAACCCGCCACUCCCCGCUCCGCCCGCGAGAGGAGCUGCGGCACCAAGUGGGCAGCUUCACCCGAAAACCUGGAAGACAAGGAGAACUUCCUGCAGUCACUCCACUCUCAAGCGAAAAGGUUCCGCUACGACGAGGAGACGAUUUCUGUCGGAGACGGUGAUAUUUGAAAUGGGAAAAAAAAAAGACAGAGGGGAGGGAGCGGAGGGUAAGGCGGGCUCGCCCGCUCCUUCCACAAGGCUUUUAUUUCUUUUAAGCAUUCAGAAAAGUAGCACAGCGACGGAACUAAACCUUCUUUACUAACACAGACCGCUCAAACCAAAGAUAACCAGCUAUUUAGUCUGUUUGGUCUUUUUUUUGACUGUUUCACUGUCACAGCAUGUUAAAGAGUUCAAAUCAUGAUGAUGAGCUCCCGCAGCCUGGUGUUGGCUGUAGUUCCGGGAGGACCAGUCUGUAGGAGUUAACGGCACGUUUUGUCAGCGGGUCUGGUUUUAAUAACCAGAGCUGCAAUGACUCAACCCCGUCUGCACUUGUCCCUCAAGUCAGCACCCAAAAAAAGAUGAUUUGAUUUCAAGUGUUGCGUGUCUAUUUUACGUUAGUCAAAUCAGUCUUUGAAGAGAGGCUUUGACACUAUGGUACAGUUUGUACAGUGAGGCUCAAGUGAGGGGAACCACCAAGAUAACACCGAGUUGCAAACUCUGGCUGUGAUUGGAGAAAUGGUGCGUGCAACAACUUCCACUGAGCCGCUUAAAGUUUCCCUUAAAUCACGAGGGAUCCUCGAACAAAGACUUGAUGCAUCUUCUUGACCUUGAGUGUCAGUGGGAGCAGUUGGCAUGCCGGUUUUCACUAGACGUGGUCGGAAUACCCCUCGAGUGAGUGUCUCCAGAUAACCACACGUUGAAGCAGAUUGGUCAAAGUUGUCAAUAUAGUCCAAAAGGUGCAUUUUUAAAGCAGAUCUCCAGAACGUAUGGUGCUACAGAGACAUGUAUUUGUAAACAAAUGGUUUGAUUGCCUUUAUGAUGUCAUCAUGUUUGUCUCAGUACUGUGUACCACAGUUUUAAGUUCUUCAUAUUUCACUUGACUGAAGGCCAAAAGAUACUGAACACUUGAAAUCAGAAGUUCAAGACGUGCUGGUAAUUCCUGCACCGUGCACAUGAUCAUUACAGAUGCUCAUCUCGUUUUUUUUUGUUUUUUUUUUAACUGUUAACGUCCAAAUAUGGGCCAAGCUAAUGAUAUAUUUUGAUGCCUAACGUUGAUUUGUAACUGUUGAUAUUUGUGUCAGCUCAUGUGUUCACCUUCAGUUUCAAACUCUGCUCGUGUGAUGCAGUUCUGUGCAAAAGCAGUUCAAGCUGUCGGACAUCAACAGCGAGUUUUGGUUGGUGCCGCCUAGCUAAGGUUUAGCUCGUUAAACCCACUGCUGCUCGCUGUGUUUUACUUCCUCUUUUCAAAAUAAUCACACAGUCCUCACAUUCACAGGUCGUUUUUUGUGUAAAUAAGAUUUUAAUCUUAGCUCAGGGUUUUAGAUAACUGGUUUUAAUAACUCCAACCCGCGUCGGGACCCUUUGAAUUGAACACGCUGUUUGUUUAGUGAGUUGAUCUUAUUGUUGGGUUAUAUUUAUAAAAGGAGACCUGAAGUGAAAUGGUGUCAUGGCAUUAUAAAGCAGGACGAGCGUGUGGCGUCUCAGACAGCAGUGACUCAUCCCGUCUAUUGCAGAGCCGCAUCUUAACUCGAGUGAUUUCCUGAAAGACCCGUCACUUCCUCUUUGCCAGAAGAGGAACGUUGUUUUAGCACUUGCGUAAUAAGCACAUAUUGAACCAAGAAGCAAAGCUGAACUAUUUGGGGUUUUUUUUGUACAUUUCAGUGUCUGGGAGCUUUAGUCUAGCUCACCCUGUCACCAAAGUUACCUGGUGUGAUGUCAUAAAGCCUCUGGCUGCUCUGACAGCCCUCUCACAUUUGUGCUGGACUCUCUUAUGUGUACGUAAAUGUUGCGCUUGUCUCCUACAAGAGGUUAGAGGUCAUGGUGUGUUAUUUAAAUGAUUAAAGGAUCGUUUUGGUUGCCAGGUGAUGAAUGAUAAAUGGAAAAGUUGAAAGUGUGGAUUUGGUUUGAUGGUGGAACUGUGAUGUUUGAAGUGGAGAGACGAGUCAUUUUGAUUUAAAUUUUCAGUGGAAUUUUGAAAUGUUGGACAGAAAGCUUUUUGGACAAUGAAGCAAGAGACAGAUGGAGGCGACACAAAGGCACACGUGACACUAAACCGCCGUCUAAUGUGAAGUACGAGGUGCUGAUUUACGCCACGGUUUGCUGGCAGCUCUGGUGCUGAUUAAACAUUCUCUUUGUCAUUGUGAGGCAUCAAAACCAAGAGCACAGUGUGUGUUCGUUGUUCUGAAGGGUCGCACGAGCAGCCACCAGCCAGCGCCGUUGCCUCUGUGUGGGAGCCGUGCACCUCCAGACACGGCCGUGCACGAGCGUGUGCUGUCAUCCUGUAAAAACUGGAACACCACACUAAAAAGAUUCCCAUCUUCAGAUUUUUAAUGUCAUAAGAUCGUAGUGUUUUUGUUGCGGUAAGAAAUUAAGUUUGAAACUUCACAUUUUUAAUGCGUGCAGAAAACUUUUGACAACUUUUUCAUCUCAACAUAAGCAGAAAUGACACAACGCCGCGCAGGAAGUUUCUCAAGAUGGAAUUUCUCAAGCUGGCUUGUGUACAUACGUGAAGCUGCUGCCUUCCUGCUGCUGUGGGAAACAAUGAUUUUGACUUGACAUGGUAUUUUUACUUUGAAGUUUGGUUCUUUUCUUUGCAGUGCAGUGAUGUCACUCGACCCAUCAGGAUGAUGGGAACGCUUGAAUCAGUCGGACAAAGGCCGCUUGUUUGCUGCUAUUGUUUCAAUCCAAUGAGAUUUACUAUGCCGCUGUUUUUUUUUUUUUUUGUGCAGCUGUCAGUCAUGCUGUUGUUCUUGCGCACCGACUGAUGUCACAUUAUUUUGACCACAGCGACACUGAUGGAUACUGUCAACCCCCAACCAACCACAAGCACAAAAAAAACUUUGAGAUGUUUGUCUAUUUUGCAUUUUAUUGUAUUUUUUAAUGUUAUGAGCAUUUUGAUUGCAUUUGAAAUGGAAAAAAAAAAAUCUAUAUUGUAUUCUGAUCAACAGCAGGCUAAUAACUUACGCACUACAAAGCAAACUGAGAAAGCUCAUUAAAGAUUGUAGAGUAUU
Thalassophryne amazonica is the source of this 4411-nucleotide messenger RNA. RefSeq names its product serine/threonine kinase 17b (apoptosis-inducing) (gene stk17b). Gene Ontology annotation, cellular component: nucleus. The transcript has 7 exons. Gene Ontology annotation, biological process: positive regulation of apoptotic process; intracellular signal transduction; protein phosphorylation. The record is from RefSeq and is a predicted model, not a curated record. NCBI's taxonomy places the organism in Eukaryota, Metazoa, Chordata, Actinopteri, Batrachoidiformes, Batrachoididae. Bases 312 to 1370 code for a protein of 352 amino acids. Gene Ontology annotation, molecular function: protein serine/threonine kinase activity; ATP binding.